AUGGGGGAGGGAGCGCAGAUUCUGAAAAAGAGCCUGGGCCCCGGGUGGACCACCAGCCGCUUCAGAAUCCCGGGGAGGAGCCGCGGGGAGCGCUGGGAGCAGACCCGGGUGCCCCGAGGACGCGGGCAGAAGCCACGGGACGGCAGGGGGAAACUGAGGCCGCGGAACGGGCCGAUGGGCUGCCUGGGGGGCGGCGCCUCCCGACCCCCCACGGAAGGGUCCGGUCCAGGGAGCCCAGGGGGUUCCGGGCUGGCUGGGCCUCCUCACGGGGCGGCUCGGGCUUCCCCCUCCCUCUGGCGAGCCUGGCGGUGGCGGGGACGGGACAGAGAAGCCUCCCCAGUGGGGGCCUCGGAGGCCCCUUCCCGCCCCCCCACGGGUGCCAGGCUCAGGAACCCGGCCUGCGCCGGGAGCGAUUAUCAUAAUGACUCAGGACGCGAGGAGGAUCCCGCUAAUGACCGGAGCUGCCAUUAG
This is a messenger RNA of Gracilinanus agilis (Agile Gracile Mouse Opossum), 471 nucleotides long. RefSeq lists its product as uncharacterized. Bases 1 to 471 code for a protein of 156 amino acids. The transcript has a single exon. The record is from RefSeq and is a predicted model, not a curated record. NCBI's taxonomy places the organism in Eukaryota, Metazoa, Chordata, Mammalia, Didelphimorphia, Didelphidae.